Teleopsis dalmanni is the source of this 2376-nucleotide messenger RNA. RefSeq names its product membrane metallo-endopeptidase-like 1. Gene Ontology annotation, cellular component: plasma membrane. Bases 189 to 2351 code for a protein of 720 amino acids. The record is from RefSeq and is a predicted model, not a curated record. Gene Ontology annotation, molecular function: metalloendopeptidase activity. Gene Ontology annotation, biological process: protein processing. The transcript has a single exon. NCBI's taxonomy places the organism in Eukaryota, Metazoa, Arthropoda, Insecta, Diptera, Diopsidae.
UUCAAGUACAAUCAAAAACCUUGAACUGAUACUUCUCACAAUAAAAAAAAUAAUAAUUUACAUGCUCAGAAACAUCAACAGAGCUUAUCGCAGCCGCUCCUGUCUCAGCAAAAAAAAAACUUUUCCCGUAAUAAAGUCCAUAUAGAACAUUUUUAAUUUAGUACAAAGUUUCGCAUCGUCGCGUGAAAAUGAUAGGUUUCAUUCGAUUUAUUUUAGUAUUUUACGGAAUCGCGGUAAAACUAACAACUGGAGCUUACGAAGUCGGAGACGAACAUGCUUUACGUACUGCGAAAAAAAAUGAAAUACUCAAAUAUAUGAAUUUGAAAGCCGAUCCAUGUAAUGAUUUCUUUGAUUUUGCGUGUGGCAAAUGGUCUCAAUACCAGUCUACAAUAUCGGUCGGAAAGGAAGACGACCUGAUAACAGUAGAGAGUCAAAUGGAAGAACGCAUUAAUAAGGAUUUACAAUUAUUAUUAAAUGAAAAUAUAAACAAACACGACACUCCGAGCACACGUAAAGUUAAGCAUUUUUACAAAUCUUGUGAGGUCGCAGAAAGAUUCUCUACAGACUUUUUAUUAGACUUUAUAACUAGACAUGGUGGCAUACCAUCGUUAUCUACAACGAAUUGGCGUGCUAACUAUGAUUGGGUAGAAACGAUAGCAAAACUACGUGCUAGUUAUGGUAUGGACAUUUUAAUAGGCUUGGAAGUUAAUUCAAAUCCACAUAAUGCAUAUGGCAAAAGUAUUUUUAUUGGAGAACCAAAGGAAACUCUAAUACCUGUGGAAUUAUGUAGCGCUGUUGGGACAGAACUAAUUGAUGUGAAACAUGACAUAUACAAAGAUAUAGAAAAAGCUGUUUUUAAUGAUAUGAAAAAAUGGUUUUCAAUGGGAAAUAAUGAAGCCAACAUAUUUGCAGGAGACGUUGUUAGAUUUGAAUUUGAACUAUGCAAGAAAAUGCGUUUAGAGCAAUCAUUGACAUCGAAUAAAGAAACAGAACCAGAAGAAGAGAGAGAAAGAGAGAGAGAGGUACGUGGUCGUACGGGAAAAAAUAGGCUGAAUCAAAAUAAUCGUUACGCACAACAAACGCCUUUGAUUAGUUUGCCGCAAUUGACACAGCAAUAUGAAGGAAAUAUAAACUUUAAACAAUUCGUUGAUGUCAGUUUUGAUACUGCAAUCAAUGAUCAAGUUUAUUUACGUUCUGAACAAUAUUUCGAACAUUUAAUACGCACAAUUAAAAUCUUCACGAAGCCCACAUUAGCGAAUUAUAUAAUGUAUAGGGCGCUACUUGUUUUAAAUUUUCCAAGCGAUGAUGAUAACCUUAAUACACAUCGAAAACAUUGUGUCAAGCUUUUACAACGUUACUUUCCCAAAGUUAUAGGGGAAAUGUAUAACCGUAGGAAUCAACGCAUGCCAGUAAAAAAUGAUGUAGAUAAUUUAUAUAAAGAUAUUAAUACGGUCUUCAAUGAAGCGCUUAAUAGCGAUUGGAUCACUGAAAAUUCAAAACGAACAAUUCGGCAAAAGGUUGCAAAAACAAAAGUCAAAUAUCCACUAUAUCAAAACAUAGAUCUCAGUAAUUUACAUAUAGAGCGCUUGGAUUACUGGCGUAAAUUAGAAGAAAUUAUAAAGUUUCAUGCUAAAGAACAGCAAAGUCCUUUAUAUGAUACAAAUCUUAUAAAUGAAUAUGAUGUAGAAGCAGAUGAUAUAGCAAUAAAGUAUAUACCAAAUCAAGAUGAUAUACUUGUGAGUUGGGGAUUUUUACAAACACCACUCUAUCACUAUGUAUAUGGAAAGUCGCUUAAGUAUUCAGUACUUGGACAACGUUUAGCACGUGAAUUAAUAAGUGCACAAGAUGAACAAGCCUGGCAAUUGGAUACAAUGUCGGCAAUGGUGUGGGAUAGUUUUACAUUAAACGGCUUUCGCAAUCGCAGUGAAUGUUUUCGUCAACAAUAUAGCAAUUAUUUACACAAUGAUCCUGAUGAAUUUCAAAAUGCUUUAAAAUUAAGAGAAAUUAUUGCGGAUAGCGAUGGUUUAAGUCUCGCCUUUAACACCUAUUUAAAUUGGUUAUCAAAAAUGGAUCCUGAAAGCCGUGGCCCACUAAUGCGUGAAACAUUACCAGAUCUAAAUUAUUCAAAUACACAAUUAUUUUUUAUUAAUUUUGCACAGGCACGUUGUGCAGCUGCAUAUGUGGCUGAACAACCGUCAGAGAUGUUUCCUUUUGAUCAACAAACUGAAGAACGUUAUGAUGUUAAUGGACCAUUGUCAAAUUUCAUAGAAUUUUCGAGAGAGUUUGGUUGCGCAGCGGGUACACCAAUGAAUCCUGGUGAAAAGUGUGUGGUUUACGAUUUUAAAGUUUAAUGUAAUAAAUGUAAUAAAGUUAAAA